This is a messenger RNA of Cephus cinctus (wheat stem sawfly), 4367 nucleotides long. It is a transcript of the gene P5CS, whose product is annotated as delta-1-pyrroline-5-carboxylate synthase. Gene Ontology annotation, molecular function: glutamate-5-semialdehyde dehydrogenase (NADP+) activity; ATP binding; glutamate 5-kinase activity. The transcript has 6 exons. The record is from RefSeq and is a predicted model, not a curated record. The coding region runs from base 118 to 2490 and encodes 790 amino acids. Gene Ontology annotation, cellular component: cytoplasm; mitochondrion. Lineage: Eukaryota; Metazoa; Arthropoda; Insecta; Hymenoptera; Cephidae.
GAUUCCGUCGAGCACUCACAGUGUUUCGUUGACCAUCGUCGCGUUCCGUUUCGCUGUGCUUUCCGCCAGCGUGUACUCAAGUCAGUCACAGGGGUUAGGCCCGUGCGCGUAGAGAAGAUGUACGUGGGUCUUUUGCUCAGGGCGUCGAGGCCAAAGGCCCUCGUGGGUCUGAACUCUACUCAGAGAUUUGCUUCCUCGUCAAUGGGCUUGUGGCUGCCUCAUCUACAGCCAGGCAACCAAAUGGACUUGAGGCGAACGCUGCAGACCUCGGACCGACCCCGGAGGACGACCUUCACGGAACGGAAUCAGCUGAAGUACGCUCGUCGAUUGGUGGUCAAACUGGGAAGUGCGGUAAUUACCAGAGAGGACGAGCACGGAUUAGCCCUGGGACGUUUGGCUUCCAUAGUAGAGCAAGUAGCGGAGUGUCAGAACGAGGGACGCGAAUGCAUCAUGGUGACCAGCGGGGCUGUAGCUUUUGGAAAACAGAAGCUCACUCAGGAACUGCUGAUGUCUCUGUCCAUGCGGGAGACUUUGAGCCCCACUGAUCAUACUCGGGAACACGCAGGCACUCUUUUAGAACCGAGAGCAGCAGCAGCAGUCGGUCAAUCCGGCCUGAUGUCCCUGUACGACGCCAUGUUUGCUCAGUACGGUGUGAAGUUGGCACAGGUUCUGGUGACUAAGCCGGAUUUCUACAAUGAGGAAACCCGCAAGAACAUUUUCAGCACCCUAAGCGAACUGAUCAGUCUGAAUAUCGUUCCCAUCAUCAAUACAAAUGACGCCGUGUCGCCGCCUCCUCAAGCCGACGAGGAGGUCUCGGGCGGCGGCGGCCGAAGGGGAAUCUCGAUAAAGGACAAUGACUCACUCGCCGCGAUGCUGGCAGCCGAAAUCCAGGCAGACCUGCUCAUCCUCAUGAGUGACGUCGAUGGAAUUUACAACCUGCCUCCUUGGCAAGAUGGUGCCAAGAUGCUUCAUACCUUCAGUUCUGAUCUCAGGGGUACCAUAAAGUUUGGGGAGAAAUCGAAAGUCGGUACGGGGGGUAUGAACUCCAAGGUGAACGCGGCACUCUGGGCACUGGACAGGGGAGUCUCCGUAGUAAUUUGCAACGGAAUGCAGGAAAAGGCUAUCAAGAGCAUCAUGAGUGGCAGGAAGAUCGGUACUUUCUUCACGGAGACAACGAGCACUUCGGCGCCCGUCGAGGUGGUCGCCGAGAAUGCUCGUAUCGGUAGCAGAGUAUUGCAGUCCCUUCGACCGGAAGAGCGGGCCAGCUGCAUCAAUACUUUGGCCGACUUACUGGUAUCCAAGCAGGCUGAAAUCCUCGACGCUAAUAACAAAGAUCUCGAGGCAGCACGGCAAUCCGGUCUCGCCAAAGCCCUCCUCUCGCGUUUGUCCUUAACGCCCUCCAAACUGAAGUCACUGAGUUUGGGUCUUCGACAAAUCGCCGAUUCCUCAUUGACAAACGUCGGCCGAGUCCUGAGGAGAACGCAGCUGGCUGAAGGUCUCGAGCUAAAGCAGAUCACAGUGCCCAUUGGAGUUCUUCUGGUUAUUUUCGAAUCCCGACCUGACAGCCUUCCUCAGGUAGCUGCCUUGGCGAUUUCCAGUGCGAAUGGACUUUUACUUAAAGGUGGAAAGGAAGCUACGCACAGUAACAAGUGCCUCAUAGACCUGGUCAAGGAAGCCCUGAGCUCCGUAGGAGCAGCCAAUGCCAUUUCCCUGGUGUCCACGAGGGAGGAGAUCGGUGAUUUAUUAUCCAUGGAGAAGCACAUCGAUCUCAUCAUUCCCAGAGGUAGUUCCGAUCUGGUUCGCACGAUCCAAGAACAGUCCAAGCACAUUCCCGUCCUCGGACACGCUGAAGGAAUCUGCCACCUCUACGUGGACAAGGAUGCGGACUUGGAGAAGGCACUGAAGAUAAUCAGAGACUCCAAGUGCGACUACCCGGCUGCCUGCAACGCCAUGGAGACACUCCUGAUCCACGAGAGUCACAUGAACGGCACGUUCUUUGCUGAGGUCUGCAACAUGCUCCAGAAAGAGGGCGUGAAGAUCAACUCAGGACCAAAGCUACGGGAGAAGUUAACCUUCGGUCCGCCUGCAGCAAAGAGCAUGAAGAUCGAGUACGGAGCACUGGAGUGCACUAUUGAGGUCGUGUCCGACCUCGACGACGCGAUAAAUCACAUUCACAAGUACGGGAGCAGUCACACUGACGUCAUCAUAACUGAGGACAAAAGAAGCGCGGCCCAUUUCCAGUGCGAAGUCGACAGUGCUUGUGUCUUCCACAAUGCCAGUAGUCGAUUCGCCGAUGGUUAUAGAUUCGGACUCGGUGCCGAGGUUGGCAUUUCCACGGCACGCAUCCAUGCACGAGGUCCCGUAGGAGUCGAUGGUCUACUAACCACAAAAUGGAUUCUGCAAGGGGAUGGACACACCGCAGCUGAUUUCGCCGAGGGUGGCAACAGGACGUGGAUUCACGAGCCCCUGCCAAUUAACGAAGCAGCAUGAAUUACCGACGAAUACGUUCGACAAAGUUUCCGGUAUCCUGGUCAUGAUAGUGAGACUGUAAUUAGACGCCACUCUAUCCUGACUAAAGUUACCCGUUGGGUUAGAUUAUUCGUCAAGUUUACCCUACCGCGUCUCCGUGGCUCGGAUAAGUCUCCGAAGAAUACAACAUCUCAAGGCAGAUAACAGUCCAAUUAUUUUGUCUAGGGAUUUCUGGAUAUUCGUUGUCCGGUAUUUGGAACUCUGUAAACGUCAACUUGUCGUUGCUGUAAGCGCAGCAUCGGAUCGGAAUUAUAGACGAGAGCGUUAAUUAUAGAAUUCCCAGUGGGAACACCAGCGCAUUCUAUACACUAUGCAAGAGAAAAAGUAACGCAACGGCAGAUGCUGCACUUGCUGCUACCGCAAGAUAGUUUUCUUGGUAGGCAAACUACAAAAUUAAAAGUUUCAAUGCUUCGGGCAAUAUUCGUAGUCUGACCCUCCGGAAACGAGUCCAGAGUACGCGUUCUUGUAUAUGUUAAGGACCUCGCUAUAAUGUACGUCACUAAACAAGUACCAAAACCCAAAAGAAUAGGGAGGCAACACCACUCGGCACUUGCCGAUUCUCGCGCAUCGAUAUUAAAUUUGUAUAAUUUGUGUAAUUUGCAUAAUUUGUAUUUAAAUUUGUAUAGUUUAUUAUUUUGUAUAUAUAGGAAGCUUUUAACGUGUCUUUUAUAUUUGUACGAAUUAUCCAUGGCGGGAGAGUUUUCGUAUGAUAGGACAAUUUGGUGGCUGCCACUAACGAUAAAGAAAAGCUUCCCUGAUCCAAUUGGUAAACAGUGAUUAAGACUUUUCAAAACGAUUAAGGGCUCCGAUAUCAGUUAAUGAUUUCUUGUAUAGACAUACUCUGUGUACAUAAAGAACAUUUUAUGAGUCAGUAUACGAAAUAUGAACUUCAAAAAAUAACUGCCGAACGGGAGAUCAACUCCUGAGAACCUGCGAAUUGGCAUUAAUAACGGCCACGAAUAGUAGCGUCGUUUACGGCGCCCAUUCCGUCGGCUCGUCAAAUAUUUUACUUCGGGAUUCUAACAAGACUUUUGGAAUUUACUACUUGCAGUAAACUCUUCGCUUGGCAGGAAUUCUGCUCCUACCCUUUAACAAAUUCAAAUAAAUUAUGCGCAUUCAUGUUGCAGCUAAAAGUUUACCAUUGGGAAACUUGGAAGAAGACGCGACAGUUUAGAGCGUAGCAUUCGAAUAUCAUGGACCAAACUAGAGGAAUUUAAACUCGAGAUUUCAUUUUGAACUUUCUAACGUUACUCGAUAAUUUCUUAUUCUGCGAGCAAAAGGUCUGUUGGUAAUUGGGCUCGGAUGCCCUCGGUGUCAUCACUUGCUGAAGCGACUCGUAUCUUAGAAGUAAACAGCGACAAUAAAUAGCUUUAUCGAGGAUGAUGAUAAAUAAGAUAUACGAGGCAUCGCUUAUGCUUGAAGUAUUCAUGAUGGUUGGAACAACGUCCAAUCGUGGCUCCAUUAUGAAACGCUGUAUUUACUUAUGGUUGGACACACUCAAAUAUGCGCAACGAGGGUCACGAUAACUUUUUUUAUGUUAACCAUAUCUUUACUUCUGUGAUAAUUCAUGGAAGAUUCAGCAUUAUUUUUAAAUUAACGGUUUUCACGUUUAUAUUGUUUUUAUGCUAGACUUUGGUAUAUAAAAAACUUGAUCGAUCUUGCUAUUGCCCACAAUCAGUUCAAAGCGUAUUGAAAAAUAAAAUGUGAUUGAUAACAGAAUAAGUCAGUCCGUUAGAAUUUAUUAAGAGAGCUUACCGCAUUUUAAAGAUUAUCUACGUGUAAAUGAUGCUACAUAAAAUUUUUCUUAUCGCAUCAGCAAUAAAUAACAUUUAAUUUUU